AUGAAAAAAACAACAACAACAAUACUUUCAAAUUUAUUUUAUCGUCAACAGUCUCCUCCAAUUUCUUUAAGAUUUAUAACAACAAAUAAUUUAACAAAUAAAAAUUCAUUAAUUAAAUUACCAACAAUUAAAAAAGUUUCUGGGGCUGUUGGGGCAUUAACUUUAUUAUAUUCUUUAAAUAUAUUACCUGAAUGGAGACAAUUUAGAGAUCCAAAACAUUAUUACUCUAAUUUGUCGGUUUCUCCAGCAGAUGGAACUGUUUUGCAUUUUGGCAAAGUAAUUGAUGGACGUAUUGAAUGUGUAAAAGGGCAGGAUUAUGAAAUAAAUGAAUUUCUUGGUCCAUUUAAUAUAAAUAAAAUAAAGGAGAAUAAUUCCUUAUAUCAAUUAAUUAUUUAUUUGGCCCCCGGUGAUUAUCACGCUUUUCAUUCCCCAACAAAAUGGAAAAUUUUUGAAAAAACUCAUUUUCCCGGUUUUUACCAAUCUGUUAGGCCAACAAAUUUAUUAAAAAAUCCAAAAUUAUUUUGUCAAAAUGAAAGGAUUGUUUUGACUGGAGAAUGGAAAUUUGGGUAUUUUUCGAUGACUCCAGUAGCAGCAAUGUUUGUUGGAAAUAUUGUUAUCUUUGAUGAGCAAGAAAAAAAUAGAAAAUUAAAAGAAAAUACAAAAUUUGCAAUAAAAGGAUUGUCUGUAAAUCCUGGAGAAAAAAUUGGAGAAUUUAGAAUGGGGUCAGCAAUUGUUUUGAUUUUUGAAGCACCAAAAAAUAUUAAUUUUUGUAUAGAAGCUGGACAAAAACUUAAAUAUGGACAAAAAUUGUUAAUUUAA
Meloidogyne enterolobii is the source of this 819-nucleotide messenger RNA. NCBI's taxonomy places the organism in Eukaryota, Metazoa, Nematoda, Chromadorea, Rhabditida, Meloidogynidae. The record is from the annotation of a GenBank genome assembly.